GGGAGCCGGGGGAGGUGUUUUCCAGCUUUAAAAAGGCUGAAGGCAGAGCCCGGCCCUGCGUCAGAGUGAGACCGAGAGGCUCCUAACUGGGCGACAGAGUCGCCUCGCGGAUCCCAGCGGCCGGGCACGGGUUCCCGGGCGCGGCACACACCUCCGACCCCGCGGCGAGUCCCCGGCCGCAGGCAGGCCUGUCCCGCGCGCACACCCCCCGCAUGCCACCUCCCCACGGCGCGCGGCGCUGAGCCCUGCCCCGCGCGUGUCGGCGAGGAAGAGGUCCCACUAGGGAGCCGGCCCGGGGUUGCUCGCCGCGCCUGCUCCCGCUCCUCCUCCUGCUGCUCGCCGCUGUCGCCACCGCCGCGUGGAUGCCAAGUACCAGCUUUCCAGUCCCUUCCAAGUUUCCACUCGGCCCUCCGGCCGCAGUCUGCGGGAGCGGAGAAACUUUGCGGCCCGCGCCGCCCGCCGGCGGCACCAUGAAGGCGGCCGAGGAAGAACACUACAGCUAUGCAUCCCCUAGCAUCGCCUCGACUCUGCCCCUUCCCACGGCGCAUGCCUCUCUGCCGGCACCAUGCCAUGACCUCCAGACGUCCACCCCGGGCAUCUCAGCUGUCCCUUCAGCAAAUCACCCCUCGAGUUAUGGAGGGGCUGUGGACAGUGGGCCCUCAGGGUACUUUCUGUCCUCUGGAAACACCCGGCCCAAUGGGGCCCCGACUCUGGAGAGCCCUCGAAUUGAGAUCACCUCCUACCUGGGCCUCCACCAUGGCAGCAGCCAGUUUUUCCACGACGUGGAGGUAGAAGAUGUGCUUCCAAGCUGUAAGCGGUCACCGUCCACAGCCACCCUGCACCUGCCCAGCCUGGAAGCCUACAGAGACCCCUCCUGCCUGAGCCCAGCCAGUAGCCUGUCCUCAAGGAGCUGUAACUCCGAGGCCUCCUCCUAUGAGUCCAACUACUCAUACCCAUAUGCAUCUCCCCAGACCUCUCCAUGGCAGUCACCCUGCGUGUCUCCCAAGACCACAGACCCAGAGGAGGUCUUUCCCCGAGGCCUGGGUGCCUGUCACCUUCUGGGGUCUCCAAGGCACUCUCCGUCCAGCUCUCCUCGUGCCAGUGUCACUGAGGAGAGCUGGCUUGGUGCGCGUGGCUCCCGGCCCACAUCCCCCUGCAACAAGCGCAAGUACAGCCUCAACGGCCGCCAGCCCUCCUGCUCGCCCCACCACUCACCCACACCAUCCCCGCACGGCUCCCCUCGGGUCAGCGUGACCGAAGACACCUGGCUCGGUAAUACUACCCAGUAUACCAGCUCCGCCAUCGUGGCAGCCAUCAACGCCCUGACCACCGACAGCACGCUGGACCUGAGCGAUGGUGUCCCUAUCAAGUCUCGAAAGACGGCCCUGGAGCAUGCACCCUCAGUGGCCCUCAAGGUAGAGCCAGCUGGGGAAGACCUGGGCGCCACUCCGCCCACCUCUGACUUCCCACCUGAGGAGUUUGCCUUCCAGCACCUCCGGAAGGGGGCCUUCUGCGAACAGUAUCUGUCCGUGCCACAGGCCCCAUACCAGUGGGCGAAGCCCAAGUCUCUGUCCCCUACAUCAUACAUGAGCCCGUCUUUGCCCGCCCUUGACUGGCAGCUGCCAUCCCACUCUGGUCCAUAUGAGCUUCGGAUCGAGGUGCAGCCCAAGUCUCACCACAGGGCUCACUAUGAGACGGAAGGCAGCCGGGGGGCUGUGAAGGCCUCAGCUGGAGGACACCCCGUCGUGCAGCUACAUGGUUACUUGGAAAACGAGCCGCUCACGCUACAGCUGUUCAUCGGGACCGCGGACGACCGUCUGCUGCGGCCCCAUGCCUUCUACCAGGUCCACCGGAUCACGGGGAAGACUGUCUCCACCACCAGCCACGAAGCCAUCCUGUCCAACACCAAAGUCCUGGAGAUCCCCCUGCUUCCCGAGAACAACAUGCGAGCAGUCAUCGACUGUGCUGGGAUCCUGAAGCUCAGAAACUCGGACAUCGAGCUGAGGAAAGGGGAGACAGACAUCGGGAGGAAGAACACCAGAGUGCGACUGGUCUUCCGGGUUCACAUCCCGCAGCCCAAUGGCCGGACGCUGUCGCUCCAGGUGGCCUCGAACCCCAUCGAGUGCUCCCAGCGGUCAGCCCAGGAACUGCCCCUUGUGGAGAAGCAGAGCACAGACAGCUACCCAGUCGUUGGCGGCAAGAAGAUGGUGCUGUCUGGCCAUAACUUUCUGCAAGACUCUAAGGUCAUUUUCGUGGAGAAGGCCCCAGAUGGCCAUCAUGUCUGGGAGAUGGAAGCAAAAACUGACCGAGACCUGUGCAAGCCAAAUUCCCUGGUGGUGGAGAUACCACCAUUCCGCAACCAGAGAAUAACCAGCCCUGUCCAAGUCAGCUUCUACGUCUGCAAUGGGAAGCGGAAGAGAAGCCAGUACCAGCACUUCACGUACCUUCCAGCCAAUGUUCCAAUUAUAAAGACAGAACCCACGGACGACUUUGAGCCAGCUCUGACUUGUGGACCAAUCAGCCAGGGACUUAGUCCUCUGCCGAGGCCUUACUAUAGCCAACAGCUCACCAUGCCUCCCAACCCUGGCUCCUGCCUCGGGCCUGGCUUUGCCCCCUGCUCACAGAGGAGCACCCUGAUGACCACGCCUCCCAAUGCAAGCCCGAAGCUCCACGACCUCUCCUCUACUGCCUACACCAAGGGCCUCACCAGCCCAGGCCACAGUGGUCACCUUGGACUUCAGCCACCAGCUUCGGAGGUCCCCACCAUGCAGGAAGUGCCGAGAUCCAUGGCCAUGCAGCCCAACUCGCCUGAGCAGCCCCCGCCCGCCCGGCUGCAGCCGCAGGUGAGUCCACAUCUGAACAGUAGCUGUUCCCUUGGUUGCCAACAAGCGCUCUGUCCCAACAGCCCCUCUUCUCCACUUUUGUCCGCUGCCCACGAGCCAACCUGCUUACAGCCCUCAGCCCUCCCUCCUGACGUGGGCCACCAGCAGCAACAACUGCAGAAGCUUCAAAGAAAUGAGUCUCCAGCCGCCGCGCCGCCAGAGGUGCGUGAGGACAGUGAUCAUAAUUUGGCCCCUAUUCCUGUAGUGAUCAAGCAAGAGCCUGAGGAAUUGGACCAGUUAUACCUGGACGAUGUAAAUGAAAUCAUUCGCAACGACCUCUCCAGCACGAACCCCCACUCCUAAUUCAGCGCUUUGGAGCUGGCAGAAGCUGUGUGGAGUUGGCUCAGUGCAGACAGCUGGGCUUCAGCAAGCAAGACUUUGAUGAAAUAAACCGAACUCACAUCUGGUACCACUCAGAAAUCCCAGCUCACUGAGUGCAAGGAGCUUAUGUCUGAAGAAGUAGCUCCCUGACAACGAUGGGGUAGAAGAGGAAGCCAUUGCAACUCUUGAGAGAAACGUCCUCUCAAGGAAAGAGAAGGGCUGGCCGGUGAGGCCAGGGGCAAAUGCUGGCCCACAGAAAGAAGGGCCUGUGUGGCAGCCUGCCCCCAGGCCUGAGCCUCCUGCCCACUGGAGUAAAACACUGGAAGUGCCUUAUUUCAUCCUACCAUUACACCAGGGCAUUAUGGAAGCAAGCAUUGAAUUUUCUACCAUGAGAGUAUUUGUAGGAGCCAGAGCUAUUUAAAAGAAAACACUUUGUUAGGAGCCUUUGUCCUUUGUAUUAAUUGAUAGGAUUCUGGUCAGCUCUGGCUUCCUACUUAUUUCUAACUUUCCUGGCCGUCCUACACAAUUUGCCUGCCUUAUCCAGUGCAUUUUAGAGGUCUUCCAAUUGUCAUCUCAGCUCUUUCGUAAUGAGAUCCCUCCUCCGUGUGACUAAAACCAUAGGUUUGUUGAUAAUAGCAUGCUGAGAUUUUUGUUUUUAAUCUGGCUUCAAACAUAGCACAAGGAAGUUGAACAGCACAAUACAGGGCCCUGGACAGAACACAACCUGCCUGCUUUGGGACAGAACCUUGUGUUUGCAUGCUUGUAUAUAUAGGCAUAUAUUUAUGUAUAGAUACUCAAGAAUGGAGAUGGUGAUGACCAGUCCAGGCCCAGCGGGGCUUCCAUGUUAGCAAUAAUGAGUGUUCACCUUGAGAAUGCACCUCAGAGUCCAGACCCCAUUUUCCAGCACCUUCCAUCAGGGCCUGACACCCCUGCACAGACAGGGCCUGUCCCCCCUGCACAGGCAGGUGGCACUUUCGUGUCUCAUGAAGUUACUGAGCAUUCUAGACCGCAGUAGAGCUGUGAUCAAAUGCCCACAGGCUACCAAAUGGCCAAGUCUGGAAGUGGUUGUAAGUAACCAUUACAAAAGGAGUGUAAUAUAUUUGUUCAAUUAUAAGAUUAUUAUUUCACACAAGCCUUAUAGCUCUCUGCUUCAUCUAAGAAAACAAUUACCAAAAAAAUGUUUCUGUAUGCAGUCUGUGGAUAGUAUGUUUUCAGGUUAGUUACUGGUAACAGAUAGGCCGGUGUUGGCUUUGUGUAAUUAGCCGCUUAUUACAGACACUAGCAGUGGCCCAUUAUUUCUUAUAACCAAAAAGCAUGGUUUAAUUAAAACAUGUUUAAUGACUGUGCCUUAGGAGUUAAUGCCCCCUUAUGGAACAUGCCUGAAUUGCACCUGUGGGUGUAAGUUAGUCACAGACAGGAGUCGUGACAGGAAAAGCUCUCACAGGGACAUACAUCUUUAAAAUGUUGGUCUGUACGAUGGUGUCUUACUUUUCUCCAACUCACAGAAAGAAAGAAACGUCCGAAAGCCAUACUGAACGAUUUCACAUGACUGUGAAGAGCUGACAUGCGCCACCCUGUAGACACGUAGCCCCUGGCCACCUGCAGGCUGCCUCCUACCCAAAUAUACUAUGUACCUAUGUGUAUUAGCAUCAUGGAGUUGCAUGAACCAUAUGAAAGCAAGCGUUUGAUAUUUGUGCCGGCAGUCUUUGUAGUUAGAAAAAUGGAUCCAAUAAAGCAGUAUUUUUCUUUUU
Mesocricetus auratus (golden hamster) is the source of this 4954-nucleotide messenger RNA. It is a transcript of the gene Nfatc1, whose product is annotated as nuclear factor of activated T cells 1. Gene Ontology annotation, molecular function: transcription factor binding; DNA-binding transcription factor activity, RNA polymerase II-specific; RNA polymerase II cis-regulatory region sequence-specific DNA binding. The record is from RefSeq and is a predicted model, not a curated record. Lineage: Eukaryota; Metazoa; Chordata; Mammalia; Rodentia; Cricetidae. Gene Ontology annotation, biological process: cytokine production; calcineurin-NFAT signaling cascade; regulation of transcription by RNA polymerase II. The transcript has 10 exons. Bases 363 to 3185 code for a protein of 940 amino acids. Gene Ontology annotation, cellular component: transcription regulator complex.